Molecule: messenger RNA, 1359 nt
Organism: Lobosporangium transversale
Lineage: Eukaryota; Fungi; Mortierellomycota; Mortierellomycetes; Mortierellales; Mortierellaceae
Exons: 2
Coding region: 1-1359 (452 amino acids)
Biological process (GO): transmembrane transport
Molecular function (GO): transmembrane transporter activity
Source: RefSeq, a predicted model, not a curated record
AUGGUGGACGAAUCAAUAGCCUCUCCAAUUUCCAGCCUACUCCAAACAGCGCCAGAAGAAGAAGCAUUGAUAUGCAUUACCGUUGCUAUGGCGGAUAUUCUAGAGCGUCAAGACUAUAUUCUCCGUCUAGCGAAGUCCAUGAUCAAAUAUGGAGCUCCCCCACAUCGGCUGGAGGACUCGAUCGAUCAAGCUGCACGCCAUCUUGAGCUCCAUCUCCAAUGUAUUUACUUGCCCAACUUGAUGAUCGUGGCCUUUACGGAUUAUGAAACCCACACAUCCGAGACACACUUACUCAAAGCCUCUGCAGGGCUGGACAUGUACAAGUGUGCAUUAGUUCAUCAAGUCCAUAAAAUGGUCACUCAUGAUACCACCACAGUAGGAGAGGCCAUUAUGAAAUUAGAAGCUAUUCAUGCACAGAAGGAUAUUAAUUCACGUCUCUUGACGCUCUUGGCCUAUGCCUGCGCAGCCUUUAGUACCACACCCAUGUUCUUCCAGGGAUCCUUGGCUGAUGCUGGGGUUUCGUUCUUGAUGGGGGGUGCUGUGGGUUUAUUGGCUUGGUUGUCCGAGAUAGUACCUAAUUCCACACAUAUCUGUGAGGUCGCCAUGCCGAUGCUCGUUGCAUUCGUGACUGAAGGCUUGCGCCGGUAUCAUGUCUAUCCAGUCUGUCAGGGUGCAGUCCAGUUGGGAAGCAUUAUUAUCGUUUUGCCUGGUUUCACCAUCGCCUGCUCGAUCUUGGAGCUCAGUGCUCGACAUGUUAUUUCGGGCUCGGUCCGGCUCUUUUAUGCCGUGCUCUAUUCGUUGGUGCUUGGCUAUGGUCUUUCGAUCGGUACCUCGAUUUGGGACCUAUUUGGUCGUUUGCCUAGCGAAGAAGCAGCAGGGAAAUACACUCCACAAUGUCCAUUGGAGCCACUGGACUCUAAAUGGAGUAUCUUGUUCGUACCGAUGUUUGCGAUUUCAAUCAACAUUUGGCUUAAAGCCCAUCCUCGACAAUGGCCCCUGGGCAUCAUUCUGUCCACAGUUGGGUUCACAGUUGGGUAUAUAACAACGACCUAUACAACAGUCACGUCAGACGUUUCGUCCGCCUUGGCAGCCUUCUCCAUUGGUUUGCUGGGCAACAUCUAUCAGCGUUUGACUCGACAGCUAUCAUUCCAAGCCGUUUGCUGUGCAUCAUUCUUUUUAGUUCCUGGUUCCAUUGGGUUAAAGGGAGCAAUGUCCAUCUUUACGGAUGAUAUGGCAGGAGGCAUUCUUUUUGCACGCCAGAUGGUCGCUACCGCCAUCUCGAUCAGCGUUGGGUUAUUUGCUUCUGCUCUGGUGGUAUAUCCAACGGGCAAGCAACGAUCCCCACAAAUGACUUUUUGA